This is a messenger RNA of Falco peregrinus (peregrine falcon), 2263 nucleotides long. RefSeq names its product suppression of tumorigenicity 7 like (gene ST7L). Bases 119 to 1711 code for a protein of 530 amino acids. Lineage: Eukaryota; Metazoa; Chordata; Aves; Falconiformes; Falconidae. The record is from RefSeq and is a predicted model, not a curated record. Gene Ontology annotation, molecular function: protein binding. The transcript is spliced from 16 exons.
CGCCGCGGUGGGGGAGCGGCGAUGGGCGCGGGGAACUGGCUGCCCACACUGGCGGAGUCCCCCGGGCCCCGCCCUGCCCCCCGCCCCGCCCCUCUCCCGGCGUCCCCCGGUGGCGGCCAUGGCGGACGGCGGCGGGAGCAGCCGGGGCCCACCGUGCCCCGGGGCGGCCGCGGCGCUGCGGCGCUGGGAGCAACUACGGCGGCGGGCGGCGGCGGCGGCGCCGUGGGCUCGCGGGCUCCUGGCCGUGGCCGCUGGGCUCGGCCUCUUCUACGUGGUGCUGCGGGUGCCGCUGCGGCUCCGGGACGGCCUGGCGGCCGUGACUGUGUUCUUAAGCACUUUGACUCCGAAAUUCUACUUUGCCCUUACAGUGACUUCAUCUUUUAUAUCUGGGCUGAUAUUUGUGUUUGAAUGGUGGCAUUUCAGAAAAUACGGCACAUCUUUCAUCGAGCAGGUUUCUGUGAGUCAUUUGAGGCCCCUGAUAGGUGGCACAGAAAACAGCCCGCCAACACCAGCAGCAUUCUCCGCUGGAGAGAGUGAGACAAGCAGGCAGAGCAUGCCAGAGUGCAAAGUGUGGCGAAAUCCUCUCAAUCUUUUCAGGGGGGCAGAGUAUAGCAGAUACAUGUGGGUGACUGGGAAGGAGCCUCUUACAUACUAUGACAUGAAUUUGUCUGCUCAAGAUCAUCAGAACUUUUUCACGUGUGACACAGAUGCCCUUCGGCCUUCAGAUACAGUUAUGCAGAAAGCAUGGCGAGAGAGAAACCCUCAAGCCCGGAUUAAAGCAGCAUAUCAAGCUUUAGAGUUGAACAAUGAUUGUGCCACUGCGUACGUCCUCCUGGCUGAGGAAGAAGCAACAACUAUUGUGGAUGCUGAGAAGUAUUUCAAACAGGCUCUGAAAGCAGGAGAAAUGAUCUACAGAAAAUCUCAGAACUGCCAUUCCCAAAGUCCCCAGCACGAAGCACAGCUGAGAAGAGACACCAAUGUAUUGGUGUAUGUGAAAAGGAGACUAGCAAUGUGUGCAAGAAAACUUGGACGAAUACGAGAAGCAGUAAAAAUGAUGAGAGAUUUGAUGAAAGAGUUUCCACUUCUCAGCAUGUUGAAUAUUCAUGAAAACCUCCUGGAGGCACUGCUGGAGUUACAAGCUUAUGCAGAUGUUCAGGCAGUUUUAGCAAAGUAUGAUGAUAUCAGUCUUCCAAAAUCGGCAGCAAUAUGUUACACAGCAGCACUGUUAAAAGCCAGAGCUGUUUCCGAAAGGUUCUCCCCAGAAACUGCCUCUAAAAGAGGGCUUAGUACAGCAGAAAUUAAUGCUGUGGAAGCAAUUCACAGGGCUGUGGAAUUUAACCCUCAUGUUCCAAAGUAUUUACUAGAAAUGAAAAGCUUAGUGCUACCUCCAGAGCAUAUUCUGAAACGAGGGGACAGUGAGGCAGUAGCAUAUGCUUUUUUUCACCUCCAGCACUGGAAGAGGAUAGAAGGGGCGCUAAAUCUGCUGCACUGUACAUGGGAAGGCACAUUUAGGAUGAUCCCAUACCCGUUAGAGAAAGGUCAUCUUUUCUAUCCCUAUCCGAGUUGCACAGAAACAGCAGACAGAGAACUGUUGCCAACGAUGCUUGCCCUCCUUACGCACCAGUUCCCUGAGCUGAUGGUCAUUUUUGCUAAAACUGUGCUGCGAGUGCUGUGGCCUGUGAGUGCUCCCAGCGUUCUGGCCUCCAGCUGAAUGGACUGUGCCAAGGUGGUUGAGAACUCUUCUUUCACCCUUCAGCUUCAUUAGGGAAAACAUCAAGGUCCUCCUGCUCUCCAGUCUCUGACAUCAGCCAACUCCAGUGUGACUGGAGCGUGCUUGCCACGAUGGUUUGAUUUCGUUGUUCUCACAAGCCUCAGCCCUGGUGGCUAGCUGACCCCUAGGUGUGGCGGGCAAGGAAGAAAGCCGUGCUGUUCAAACUGGUAUCUUUGACAGGCUUCCGUGUUGGUAAUGGUGCUUAACAUAUGAAUUUCUUCUUUGGCCUUAGUCUGUAAGCAUCUAAGAAAAUAGUUUUUGUUGAGCAAUACCUUAUUGCUCUCUUAAUCGUUUGUACAACUGGAAGCUAAUACUUCCUCUGGAAGAAAGGAGGGGACGCAAACUGAGCAGAUGUUUGGAGUAUUGACACUUCCUUCUCAGCUGCAGAUGCACCAGAUAAUUGGCUUAGAUUUAAUUUUAUAAGCCUCUUUCAAAGUAUUUGUUAACAGCAAAGUAUGGUUCUGCUUUCUUUAUUAAAAGGUUGCUUCUUAA